UAUGAGCAGAAUUAAAACAAGGAAGCUUCAUAUUUAUCUUAUGUAUCUAACGUAAAACAAUACUAAGUACACAUAACACACGUGUUUAAAAUUAUCCACAAGGAAGCUUUUCUAUUUACCUUGACUCCAAAAUAGAACCGACUACAACAUAAAAAUAGAUCCGAGUGCGGCCGUAACUUACUAACAUUAAACAUUCUUAAAAAGACGUGCCGACUUAAUACGUAACAUAAACACAAGCCGUUAAAAUAAAAAUAGAAAUCCUACAAGUUAUUUUAAAUAAAAUGUCACUAAACUCUGUAGGAGUAGUAUCGUAAUUAAGUAUCUAUAGUAAAUUGGGUUCCGUUUGCAGAGUCAUAUUUAUACGAAUUAUGCAGAUCAUGCGUACUUUUUACUGCCAAGACUCAGGGUAGCAUUAAAAGUAAAUGCCUAAUAGUUUGUAAACAUUGAGUAUCAAUAUAACCCUGUUCUCUGUAAUACUUGUAUGGAGUUCUCAUAUUGCCGUCAGUCCAAUACAUACGUAACAUAAUUUGUGUUCCAAGCUUCCACUUGACAACGGUUGCUAUGUACGGAGUUAUGUCAAUUUGAUAAGACGGUUUGAAAACAAGCUCACGCUGAUUUACAAGUUAUUAAUUUACAGAAACUAAACAUACUAUGAGUAAUAUAUUAGCGAAUCCCGCUUUAAGGGAUCAAAAAUCUAUAGAGCAGGAUGAAGAAUUUACCAACUUCAUGAAGAGAGUCGGUGAAGUGUCGAAUCUUGUGAAAGACAUGGCCAGUGGGGACAAAGUCAAGGCAGAAGCUGCCAGGGUCCUCGCCGAUCAGUACUUGGAUGGAAAAGUCAUUCUCGAUGAUGAUGUCAAGCUAACGGUUAAACAGAACCGCACCCUGAUCAAUGAGAAAGCUUUCAAAAAUCUUGGGAGUAAAGAUGCGACUGAGGUUGACAAAGAAGCUUGGAUGGCAGAAGUUAGCAAGGAUGCAGAAAAGCGUUACCAAGAUCGGAAGGUUCGUCGCGAGCGUGCCGAAACGUUCAACACUCAAGCUAUCAAGGCGUUCCGCCGUGGGGAGUACGACAAGGCGCUGUCAUGCUACAAUAAAGCCAUAGAACAAAUCAGAGACAACCCUAUGUUCUACUGUGACCGAGCCUUGACGAACAUCAAGCUAGGGAAAUUUGAAAAGGUUGCCGGAGACUGUGACCUAGCACUCCGUCUCAACGAGAAAAGUUAUAAAGCGCGGCUCUACUUAGCAAAAGCUCACAAAGAACUUGAAGAAUUGGAUAAGCUGGAAGAGAGCAGGAAGGAAAUAGAUGAAAUGUUUCCCCAACACAAAGAACUCACACAAUUCUUUCUCGACAAGAAAGUAGGCUACGAAAUUGAGGAUGAAGAUGAAUAAAAAUAUUAAAAUACAUGUCACACUAGAAAGUUCCAUCCAAGUUCAAUGCUGCAAUUUAUUUUAAUGACAAUUAUUUUAUUUGAAACACGAUUUCACGAAUAUUUUGCAGGACGAAGAUAAGAACAUUUAUGUUUAUUUUUAUUCACGUGUAUUGAGUUAAUAAAACUUUAUUAGAUUUAAACACUAA
Messenger RNA from Trichoplusia ni (cabbage looper), 1573 nucleotides. Its product is annotated as tetratricopeptide repeat protein 12. The record is from RefSeq and is a predicted model, not a curated record. Gene Ontology annotation, molecular function: protein binding. The transcript has 3 exons. The coding region runs from base 652 to 1386 and encodes 244 amino acids. NCBI's taxonomy places the organism in Eukaryota, Metazoa, Arthropoda, Insecta, Lepidoptera, Noctuidae.